Molecule: messenger RNA, 723 nt
Organism: Bursaphelenchus xylophilus (pine wood nematode)
Lineage: Eukaryota; Metazoa; Nematoda; Chromadorea; Rhabditida; Aphelenchoididae
Source: the annotation of a GenBank genome assembly
AUGAGCGACAAAGAGCUGAAGAGACUGCUGAAAGAGUACAACGUCUUCGAAGAGUUGGAUAAUGGUAAAGUAAGCUAAUAUUUUCCUCGAUUCGAACUUCCAUUUUCAGUUGAGAUGCACAUUGACUGGUCAUGAACUACCUAACAGAGCAAACGAUGUUAAAAACUAUGUUACAACGAAGCGCUUUGUCAAUGAAUGGCUAAUCAAAAAGGUUAUGGACAAGUAUGAGCAGUAUUUCGAAAAUCUGGGGUAAGUUCUUGAAAGUAUUUCUGAUUUUGGGUUUAGAAACAACCUGUUCGGGUGCAAAUUGACCAUGAAGACGAUUGCCAGAAAGGGAAAAGAUUUGGAACAUCAUGUUAAUGGGCAGAAGUUUGUCAAGUGCUUAAAAAUUGGUAGGUUUGUAUUCUUCAUUCAGUGUAUGGUCAGAACAGACUCAUAUUGUGUCAUUGCAGCAGCGAAUCUGUCGUAAAAGUAGUCUUGCACUUAUAGAAACAUUUCUAAAUCUUUUGAAUUUCAGCACAGGAGAAACAAGCGGCGGAAGAAGCUAAACAAGGUGGAUCUGAUGGUGAACAAGAGAAAGAAGUCGAACCAGAUGUGGAAAUGCAGUCAGACAAGUCAGGAAGUGAUGAGGAGGCUGCUCCACCACCUCCGAAACCCAAGGCGGGACAGAAGAGGAAGUUGAAUGUGAAGCGGAAGAGUGGUAAGGUCACCAAGAAGGUCUAG